Molecule: messenger RNA, 1113 nt
Organism: Amoebophrya sp. A25
Lineage: Eukaryota; Dinophyceae; Syndiniales; Amoebophryaceae
Source: the annotation of a GenBank genome assembly
AUGGAUUGGCAGGCUCGGGAACUGGUCGAUCUUACGCGAAGAUCGUUGGAUUCGGGGACGAUCGAGUGGGCUGUGAAUAUUGAGAUCUGCGACAUGGUUCUGGCGAACCCCGACUUGAGUAUCGAAAUCGUGCCGAUCAUAGCAGAAGCGAUGAGCACGAGCUCCUCAUCUACAAAUGCUCAAUAUGGGUCAAGAGCUCCAGCCUGGUCUGUAUCUGUAUGGUGAAAAACGAAGUUUUUUACAUUCUCCUGGCUGGAACUGUGGGCCCAUACCUCGCGUGUUGGCACGUUUUCCUCUCCUCGUUGGUUCGUACUUUUUUAUAACAUGUGGUUUAGAUGUAGAUUUGUCUAUCAUCCAUGAAAGUAUAUGUAUGAUUUUUUACUAGACCUAGGUUAGCCAGGCAGGAUGAAAAAAGCAAGAACAUUCAUUGCUUAGCGGGUCCUCGGGAAGCACGGGCGCCACGACGGGAGGACGGAGUACGACGGUGCGGAGCCCUUCUUUGCCGUCACAAACGUCGCUUUUCGCUAACUCACGUCCUGGGAGUCGAGGCACACCGACACCAGCCGCUAUGCUGCAACAAAAGUAGUACUGUUACAUCUACUAGAUUUCCUCUUUUUUUUUGAAGCAUGAGCAAUAGCAUCCAUAUAUCAUUCUAAAAUUGAGACACUCAUCGCACUCUUCAUCCUGAUUCUCAAAAAAUAAUUUUACUUUUAGUGUUAGACGCUGUACACCUUCUACAUCACAUGGAUUCCGUUCUUUCGAUUCGGUAGAAGUUAUUAACUACAAUUAUUUCUCAUCUUCUGCUAAGCAGGUCAUCUGCCUUUGUAACGCAUGUUAUGAACGUUGGGAAAAUGUCGCAGGUUUGUCGAAGCGGGCUUGCCAUAUCAUUGUUGGAGAUGCUGAUCAAGAACUGCGGUAUGGCCUUCGUGCGCUACAUUGAUCGGCGGUUUUGCGAUGUUUGGGAACGCCUCAUCCGGCGUAAGCAGUCUCUCGGCUACAAACUUGCGCGUAAUGUCUUCGGAAUGAUGCUGGGAGGCGCAAGAACUACCUCGUCGAGCUCAAAUGUAAGUAAACUGUAAGAAGUCUUGUUCUUGUGAUUGAAAGUGAAGACGG